AUGAGCUCAGAGCUCAGAGACAUCCUAGUACUACUGCCUACCUGGGAAGAACUGCGGCUGUCCGUGGAGGUCACAGCCACAGGGUAAGAACUCUUCCGGCAGGUGUGUGAUACAGCACACAUUCGAGAAGCUCACAUUUUUGGCCUCAGCGUCAUCAGAAACAAUGAGUACGUGUUCCUGAAUUUGAAGGAAAAGCUCAGUAAAUACUUCUUAAAGGACAGGAAGAUGGAGCCGCACAGAAGGGGUCAGAUAUCCAGGGCGCCCUUUAUCAUCUUCUUCAGAGUGCAGUUCUACGUGGAAAACGGGAGGGCCAUCAGUGACAAGACAGCCUUGAGCCUGUACUACUGCCACCUGAAGGAGCAGGUCCUGAGGUCCAGGUGCGUGCACAGAGAAGAGGCCUACUUUCUGCUGGCUGCCUGUGGGCUGCAGGCUGACCUGGACCACCAGGAGACGGUCCAUGUGGGCAAGUACUUCGAGCCCCAUGCCUACUUCCCUCAGUGGAUUAUCAACAACAGGGGGCCUGACUACAUCCUCAGGCAUGUGCCUAGCAUGCACCGUGAACAGCGGGGCCUGAGCCCCAAGGAGGCCAUACUCCGCUUCAUCAGGGAUGCCUGCCGACUUGAGGACGUUCCUGUCCACUUCUUCAGGCUGUACAAGGAAAAGAAGGAUGAUUGCCCUACCAUCCUCCUGGGACCCACUCUGCAAGGAGUGCACACCUCUCGGGGGAAGAAGCUGGAAGUCCAACCAGAAGGGCUACCGGCAACACAGAAGCUGCUGUUCUACACGGGCUACGCCUGGUGCUCCCGCUACCUGCUGCAACUGCUUCAUGCCACACACCAGCUGCAUCUCAGCUUGCGGCCUGUGCUGCAGUGGCUCCAAAGGCUGGAGGAGGCAGAACGUGGGUACCGAGAAUCUUACAUCAGAGACCCACUGGAGUUAGACCGGGAAUCCUACAUCAGAGACCCACUGGAGUUAGACCAGGAAUCCUACAUCAGAGACCCACUGGAGUUAGACCGGGAAUCCUACAUCAGAGACCCACUGGAGUUAGACCAGGAAUCCUACAUCAGAGACCCACUGGAGUUAGACCGGGAAUCCUACAUCAGAGACCCACUGGAGUUAGGCCCGGACCCACGCAGCAGGAGUUCCUGGAGCAGCUUCAGCAGCCAUGAUGCCUGCACCAACAGUGGAGAUUUCCGAAUUGGGUCCUCUGGGCCCUGA
Messenger RNA from Microtus oregoni (creeping vole), 1218 nucleotides. It is a transcript of the gene Frmd1, whose product is annotated as FERM domain containing 1. The record is from RefSeq and is a predicted model, not a curated record. NCBI's taxonomy places the organism in Eukaryota, Metazoa, Chordata, Mammalia, Rodentia, Cricetidae. Gene Ontology annotation, biological process: positive regulation of hippo signaling. Gene Ontology annotation, cellular component: cytoplasmic side of apical plasma membrane; cytoskeleton.